AUGGACUCCAUUACAAAAAGGGACCCAAAAAUUAAAACACAAGAUGGAAAUUUGGUAUUCUGUGACAAGGACAACCAAUGUAACACGAAUGAUCCACCUACAGAUAAUAUUACAAUUUAUGAAAAUGAUAAAUGCUUGGUUCCCAUAUUCAAGUAUAUAUCAUUAUUUGAGAAGCCAAAACUUGCAUUGGUUUGCAAGAAUUGGAAGAAAGCUCUUGUUAAUUCAUGGUGUGAUGAAAAAAAAAUUGAAUUAAAUUAUUGGAAAUGUGAUGAUACCUCGCCUUGGAGUGGCAAAGUAAAUCUUUUGGUACCAUUGAUAAAUCGAUGUGGUAUUUAUUUAAGAGAAUUAAAUAUAUUAGCCUAUGAUGAUUCACAAAUAAUGCCGUUGAUUAAUGAAAAUUGUGUUAAUCUCGAAAAACUUCAAGUGAGAUUCAAACAUGUUAAAAAUGAACAUUUUGAAAAUGCAUUUUCACAUAUGUCUAAUCUGAAAACUUUGAAGAUUACAUUUCAAUGUGAAUCAAGUGUACCAGAAACAUUUAUUGAGUCAUUGAAAAAUGUUGCUGGUUCCUUAAAUCAUCUUUUUAUUGCAAAUUGGGAAAUGCCUUUUUCACACUCAAUAUACAUACCAGGCUCAUUCACUGCUAUCUUUGGUGAAUUAAAAGUUUUGAAUCAUUUUGAGGUGUUUGGUUACAAAAUGGCUUUGUCAACGAUAGUAGCAGCAACACGUAAAAAUAACGAAUAUAAGCUUCUAUUUCAUUAUGAUCAUUGGAAGUAUUGGCGUUCAACCGUAUACACAGAUAUGCCUUCUACACAAUUAAAUAUAAAAGAUUUUACACACUUGUUGUUUCAUCUCCAUGUUCUAGCUACAGAUGAUUUAUUGAUUAAUCUCGCAAAUACUGCUGACAACUUAAAAGCUUUAAAAAUAUCCGGUGAUAUUGUAACAGAUAUGGGUAUCAUUGCACUUACAAAAAUGAAAAAAUUAAAACACUUAUUAAUUGUCACAAAUAAUCCAAAUGAACUCAUCACUGAUUCUUCAGUUGUAUUAUUUCAAGACAUGACCGAAUUAUGCUUUUUAGAGUGCUUUAAUCUUACUGAUUACUCACUCAUUAAAGCUGUUGAAAAUUCACCAAGAUUAAUGUCCCUUGCUUGCCCUAGAAGCAAAAUAACUUAUGAGGGAAUCAAAAAGAUAGGAGACAUAGCGACAGCUCGUAAAUCUGAAAAACCUUUAUAUUUGAGUACUUCUCUUGGAAACCAUAAUGGUAUUUUCAACGAUCCAUUUUAUCGAUCACCAUAUUUCAAAGUUUUUUCACGAGGUCCGGAAAAAGUAAAUUAUGAAAUCUAUCCAGCCAAAGGAGCAACGAAAUUCAAAGGAACAUGCAAUACUUUUUUUUUGAACUGUUAAAUCCAGUCAAUAAUAAGAAAAAGUUAUCUUAUUAUCACGAUUAAACUGAUGAUUAUCCAAUUUAAAUAAAUUGUUUCAAGCCAUUAUAAUAUAAGUAAUGAUAAUUCACGUAUUAUUUUUUGAUAAACUCUGUGUUACGAAGUUUAUAAAUUAAAAAUGAUAAUAACAUGUUUGUCAAAAGUAAUACAAUGUUCUUUUUCCAAAUACAUAAAAUAAAUAUUUAAUAUUACAUCUGAUAAUUACGUAUAUAAUCAAACUAAUAAAUAAGUUAAGUAAUAUUGAAAUUUUAUUUUUAAUGUUAGAUUAAAAAUGUAAAAAAAAAAAAAAAAAUGCAUUUGUAUUCAAAAAAUUUCAAAUAUUUCAAGUGUCUCUCAACUUUUUUUUUCUUAUUUACUAUUAUUUUUUUCUAAUUGUUGUAUGAAACUUAAUAAAAAAAAAAAAACA
Aphidius gifuensis is the source of this 1845-nucleotide messenger RNA. RefSeq lists its product as uncharacterized. The record is from RefSeq and is a predicted model, not a curated record. The transcript has 4 exons. The coding region runs from base 1 to 1401 and encodes 466 amino acids. NCBI's taxonomy places the organism in Eukaryota, Metazoa, Arthropoda, Insecta, Hymenoptera, Braconidae.